AUGGCACGCACGAAGCAAACAGCAAGGAAGUCAACAGGAGGCAAGGCGCCACGUAAGCAACUGGCCACAAAGGCAGCCCGUAAAUCAGCACCGGCAACCGGAGGAGUGAAGAAGCCGCAUCGAUUUAGGCCAGGAACGGUGGCACUGAGAGAAAUCAGAAAGUACCAGAAGAGCACGGAGCUGCUGAUAAGGAAAUUGCCAUUUCAAAGGCUGGUGAGAGAAAUAGCACAAGAUUUCAAGACAGAUUUGAGGUUCCAAAGCAGUGCAGUGGCUGCUCUUCAAGAGGCAGCAGAGGCAUACCUCGUGGGAUUGUUUGAGGACACCAAUUUGUGUGCUAUUCAUGCUAAGAGAGUCACCAUUAUGCCAAAGGAUAUUCAGCUUGCUAGGAGGAUUAGAGGAGAGAGGGCUUAG
Messenger RNA from Dovyalis caffra, 411 nucleotides. Lineage: Eukaryota; Viridiplantae; Streptophyta; Magnoliopsida; Malpighiales; Salicaceae. The record is from the annotation of a GenBank genome assembly.